AUGGAGCGGGACGGCAACUUCUCGGGGGAGAUCAGCGACGCCGUCAGCAAGAUCCUGGACGACUACGACUGGUCCAAGAUUCCUCUCGCUAACAAGUGCUAUAUCUACAAAUCUUUGCAGAGCUUUGUGCAGCAAGAGAUCCUUGAGCGAAAGCCCGUCGCCGCCUCCCGCUUCCUGCCACCCGCGGCCCACCUCACGUCUUCGGCAGUAUCGGUGUCAAUUUCCCCGUCGGCUGCCGUCGCUGCUGCUGCGUCCCUCCUACGUCGAAAGGUUCAUAGGUGCGACUUUGAAGGGUGCGAGAAAGUUUACACCAAAAGUUCCCACUUAAAGGCUCACAAAGGACUCAUACAGCACACGGGAGAGAAGCCUUACCAGUGUACAUGGGAGGGCUGCAUGUGGAGAUUUGCACGUUCUGAUGAGCUGACUCGUCAUUAUCGUAAACAUACUGGCCAGAAGCCCUUCAAGUGCCAACUGUGCCAACGGUCGUUCUCUCGCUCGGAUCACCUUUCCCUCCACAUGAAGAGGCACUGUACGGCCUAAGGUUAUAGUGCGCCCCUUCCGAGCUUAGAUCUCAUAGCUACCUAAAUGCAAUUAUCGAGACAUUUAAAGGCAGCACGAAGCAUUUAUUUAAUCAAUUAACACAGAUUAGUAACCAAGUAAAUAAAAGAAGUACCAAGAGUCUUUUCUCUUUAUAGCUAUUACAUUUCAUACCGUGGGUAUAACAGGUAUGAGGUACAAAUGGCUUCUAAAGUGAAUUUUCUGCCCAUUGGUAUUCAUUCCAAUUUUUACAUGAAAUCCGUUUGGUGAUUUACAAAAGUAAAUUGGGUUUCCUGGGCUUCCUAAAUAAUGAACACUGGUGACAGUGCGUGAAACCUUGUACAGUUUCCAGUAGGUUGGCUUAAGACUGACUAUAUAAGGAAAAAUGAUUUGUAACAGUGAUUGUGUGAUAAAACUGAAAAGUCAAAAGAUUUGAAUAUCAAAUAGUGCACAUAGUGAUGGAUAAAAUAAGAAAAAAAGACUAUCUGAAUGAUCUACAAAUCUGACGAGUGCUUUGCUCCCAAAGACAAUAUUACCCGACAUUAUACACUGAACCGCUGUCUUCCAGAUGCCUUGUGACUUAUCGUAGAGUGUAUUUUCAUUUCAGAGGAAUGAUGAGCUCCGAAGUCAUUCAACAUGAAUUGGAUUUUAUAAGUAAUCCUGAUCAAUUUUGCUUGAUAUUUGGCAAGAUUAUGAUAUUCUUCCGAUUUUAUCUAUGGCAGUGUAAACUAAAACCUUUACGCUUGAAAAAAAAUCAAGGUGAUACUUUUUACAGAUACAGUGCAUAGUAGUCUUCCAACUUCCUUGUGAUGGAAUCAGUGUUAACUUUCGAGAUCUUCCAUUGCCGAGCUGAAAGGCCAGGCUAGACUCUGGCGGGUCACCUUUCUGUACACACUCCAACCCUUUGGUAAAGAAAAUGCAGAAUUUAUUGUGCUCAAAUGUUAUUUGGCGUGGUUGUCCUAGAUAACUAUAUUUUCAUGGUAUUGGUGAAACCGAAUAUUUUAUUUACAUUUUGCUGGAAUAUUUAUCUCGUCCCAGUACCUCGCUGAGUGUUUACAUUGUUGGGUGAUUUGUCAGAGAUACGGUUAGGGACCACUGACUACCAGGCCUCAAUGCUGAAGCCUUUGCUCGAUAUAUAUGUAGAGUUUGCAGUCUUCAGGAUGUAUGUAGAAUAUAUAAUUUCCAUGAUGUAUCUAGGAUACACAAUUCUCAAGGAUGUAUCAUGAUACAGUCUUCAGGUAGUAUCUAGAUUAUACAGUUUUUAAGGCUGUGCUUAUCCGCUAAUAUACCUAGAAAAAGGAAAUCUCCAUGGUAUAUUUAGGAAUACGCAGUCACCGGAAUAUUUGUAGAAUCAAAAGAACUGUGAUUUCUCUCACUGUACUUAUUUCUGCAUUUGUCUGAAUUAUGCCCACUAGGGGCUCCACAUAUGUAUAGUACAAACUACAAGCCAGAAAGUUUGGUUCACGGCUCAAACUAAUAACGGCCUGCCUGCGUGUAUCUGACUACUCCACACUUUACUCCAGAGGCUAGAAAACAAUGUCCGCUGAAAUGCGGUAGACUUCGUUUUUCUUUGAUUCACAAUAGUCCAAAAUGGUGCUUACAACCACUUCGUGAUGAUGCAUUCUACUAGAUUAUAAGGGCUGAUAGUCCGUGGCCCAUUAACAAAAUUUAUCUGUUUCGUUACAUUCAACAAAAAUGGAUCGCUGUCUUUGUGGUUCAGGUUGUUAGCACAAUCCCUCUACCGGUCCUCAGCGUUUAUUGACUACCAGAGGAUGUCAAGAAUGCAACAAUUAUACAGGCAAUUUAAGAUCCAGUAUUCCAUUCCAUAAAUUAAUAUCUACUUGUUUUAAGGUGUGUGUUCAUAGCUGAUAAUUUUUACACAGUAUUUAGGAUGUAGAGAACAAGGAAAAUGAAAGUGGAAUUCAGCAUGCUUGCAGUAUUUCCGUGGGUAGAAGAAGUGGAUAUUCAGAAUAAAAAAGUGUGUAAAGGGACAUAAUCAAGAGGCAAAAUAUAACGGCAAUAUCGGUGU
Penaeus vannamei (Pacific white shrimp) is the source of this 2566-nucleotide messenger RNA. The record is from RefSeq and is a predicted model, not a curated record. Lineage: Eukaryota; Metazoa; Arthropoda; Malacostraca; Decapoda; Penaeidae.